This is a messenger RNA of Strongylocentrotus purpuratus (purple sea urchin), 1845 nucleotides long. RefSeq names its product atlastin-2-like. Gene Ontology annotation, biological process: endoplasmic reticulum organization; protein homooligomerization. The transcript is spliced from 11 exons. Lineage: Eukaryota; Metazoa; Echinodermata; Echinoidea; Camarodonta; Strongylocentrotidae. Gene Ontology annotation, molecular function: GTPase activity; GTP binding. The record is from RefSeq and is a predicted model, not a curated record. The coding region runs from base 168 to 1598 and encodes 476 amino acids.
GCCAUCUUGAUUGUGUCUGAAGCACACAUUAGGAGUAGAUAUUGAUGAAUUAUUAUUCUUCCGAAAAAUGUUUCAUUAUCAAAGGAGUCUCGAUCUGCGUUGUCAACGUUCUUUUGGAAUUCACAUUACGACGGUUAGAAUAGCAGCUGGCGUAUAGCUUAGUCAGAAUGCCUCCCAUACAUGAGGCUGCCCGGAUAGGCAAACCAGUCCAGAUCAUCACCACCACUGAUAAUCAUUCCUUUGAGUUGAACCAUGAAGCCUUAAAGAAGCUGCUUCUCAAUGAGGAUGUAAGACACAAGAAUGUGUGUGUCGUCUCAGUUGCAGGAGCGUUUAGGAAAGGGAAGUCAUUCCUCCUAGACUUCAUGCUCAGAUACCUCAACAAGCAAGGAUCAAAGGAUUGGCUUGGACCAGAAGACCAACCGUUAGCAGGAUUUCCCUGGAGGGGAGGUACUGAGAGGGAAACCACAGGGAUCUGGGCUUGGAGUAAAGUAUUCCUAUGUCCUGGACCAGAUGGUGAAGAGGUUGCAGUGAUCUUAAUGGACACACAGGGAGCCUUUGAUUCAGGGUCAACUGUCGAAGAAUGCGCUAAGAUGUUUGCUCUAAGUAUCAUGAAUAGCUCACAUCAGGUUUUGAACUUGAGUCAAAAUAUUCAGGAGGAUGACCUACAGCAUUUACAAUUGUUUACUGAGUAUGGAAGACUGGCUAUGGAGGAGGAGAGUUCUGAAGCCAAACCAUUCCAGUCUUUGAUGAUCCUGGUUCGUGAUUGGAGCUACCACUAUGAAUAUGACUAUGGGGGAAGUGGAGGUUCCAAGUUCCUUGACAAGAGGUUGAAUGUAACUAGGCAUAGAGAUUUACAGGAUGUGAGACGUCAUAUCACAAGCUGCUUCAAGAGACUUGGCUGCUUCUUGAUGCCUCAUCCUGGUCUAGCUGUAGCUAACAAUCAAGACUUUGAUGGUAGAUUAGCAGGUAUCAGUAAAGAUUUCAAGACCUAUCUGCAGGAAUUAGCUCCUCUUCUUCUUUCGAAGGAAAAUCUGAUUGUCAAGGAGAUCAAUGGCACUAAGGUCACGUGUCAGGCACUUCUAGAGUACUUCAAGGCUUACAUCACUAUCUACAAGGGAGACGUUUUACCUGAACCUAAGACUAUACUACAGGCGACAGCAGAGGCCAAUAACUUAGCUGCAGUAGCAAGUGCUUUGGACAAAUACACUAAGGAUAUGGAACAGGUAUGUGGAGGUGACAAGCCAUACCUGAGUCCAGAUGAGCUAAAGAAGAAACACAAUCAAGUUGAGGAAGCAGCCAUUAAUCAAUUCAGAAAAGUACGCAAGAUGGGAGGAAGGCAGUACAGCCAGCAAUAUGAGGAGGAACUUUUAGCUCAGAUGAAGACUUACGAGCAGCAGUAUAUCAAACACAAUGAAAACAAGAAGCCGUUCAACAUGAAAACCAUACUCCCAACGUACAACACGCCAUUGGUGAUUGGAAUAGUAGGAGGCUUGAUUAUUGUAUGCUUUUGUACGAUUACACCGAUUUCCGUUAUAAGGCCAGUCAAGACGGUAAAGCAGAUAGCUGAUGUUCUUAAAGGUAUUACAAAGUGUUGGUAAAACUAUCUAAUUCAUCUGAAACUCUUUGAUGUUAUAACAAUAUGCUAUAGGAAUAUCUUUAACCAAUCUCCCCAGCUGAAAUACUUUUUUUUUUUAGUGAAUUAAACAGUAAUUAAUAAAUCAAUUAUUAGUUCCAAGCUGACAAAAGUAAUGAACACACAACAAUAACGAGCUAACUUCCCCUAAAGGGUAGAAAUAAACAAUAAUAUUAAUAUAUUACAUUUAUAAAGCGCUUAAUACAAUGUUU